AUUCGUACGCGCAUCACGUACGCUUUUAAGGUACGGAUCACACGGUGAACGGAAACAAAGUUUUUCUGCCGUAAAUAUGAAACAUUUGCCCACAGAAAGUGAAUUAAUUUGAGCCAACGAAUAUAUCGAGUGCAAAAGUGAAGUGAGGCGGGCAACAAAAUGGACGUCAAAGAUAUAAAGGGCGCCAAAGUGACGCAUGCUGGCCUUUUGAAACAUAACGCCGAUGGCAGCACCGAAACCCAAAAGAUAACACAUGCCGGUUUGGUGGCACGCAGUCCCGAAGGCACGGCCGCCAAGGGCAUGAACAUACGCGGCAACGAGGACCUCUGGGUCGAGAUACAGGCGAACACAUUUCGCAAUUGGGUCAACGAGCAUUUGCGGGAGACGGGCAUGCAGGUGCAUGACUGGGCCACCGAUUUCUGCGAUGGCACCUGCCUAUGUGCAUUGGUUGAGAACCUGCAGACGAGACCCUUGAAACCUUCUUGGAAUCGUCGUCCCGCUAAUCAGCACCACUAUCUGGAGAAUGCCACCACCGCCUUGAAGUCCAUAGAGGCUGACCACAUCAAGCUGGUUAAUAUAGGAAACGUGGACAUUGUCAAUGGCAAUGUGAAACUUAUUUUGGGUCUGAUCUGGUCCCUGAUUGUACGCUACCAGAUUGGCCGCAGCAAGUUCCCGCCGCGAAAACUGAUGUUGGCCUGGUUGCAGGCUGCCUUGCCCGACUGCAAGAUCACCAACCUGACCACCGACUGGAACAGCGGUGUGAAUCUAGCCGCCUUGUUAGACUAUUGCCAGCCGGGUCUAUUCCCCCACUGGCGCAGCCUCGAUCCUAGUCAGAGCGUGCGCAACUGCACGAACGCAAUGAAUCUAGCGCAGCGGGAGUUCGGUGUUCCAAAGGUACUGGAGCCAGAGUAUCUGGCGUCGCCAUGGUUGGACGAGCUAUCCGGCAUGACGUAUCUAUCGUACUUCAUGAAACCAGGUGGUCCUGGGUAUAACGCUACACUUCGCUGGGUCAAUACGCAGGUGAAGGAGUCUGUAAAGAAUUUCACGAGCGACUGGAACGAUGGUCGCGUAUUUUGUGAAAUAAUUAAAGGAUUGGGUGGCUCGGCGCCAGCACCGGAAAAACUCAGCACCGAUCCCUUCCACUAUGAAAACAACAUACGCAAGGCCGUGGAUGCCGGAGCGAAGCUGGGUGUGCAGCCCAUACUCACGCCGAAGGACAUGGCCAAUCCGGAAGUGGAGCACUUGGGCAUCAUGGCCUAUGCCGCCCAUUUACAGUGGGUGCCACCGCGCCCUCCGCUCUCCGACCUGGUCAACGUAUAUAUGGAGAGCACAUCCGGCCGUGUUGGCGAACCGACCCAUUUCCGUAUUGAUGUGCUGUCACGCGACGUCAGCCUCAGCACCGUGCGAGCUUACGUUGUGCCUCCAUCCGGGCAACCCCAGCCGGUCCGAUUGAAUGCGCAAGGCGAGGGUGUUUUUGUGCCGGAGCGUUAUGGAAUGCACGAGAUUGUGGUCGAGAUUGGUGACGAUAGUUUGGGUGGACACUUUUUCCGUGUGCUGCCACGCUUGCUUCAGGUAGCACCCCCCGGUAUGGCGCCUUGUGCAUUAGGCAGCCUGGUCGAGGUUCUGGUGAAUGCAACGGGAGCGCCCAAAACGGAGGACAUACUUGUCACUGCGGUCUCACCCACGGGCAUCUCCCACAAUUGUCCACUGAAGAAGAUCGACGAGGGACACAGUGCCAUAUUCAAGCCAGACGAGGCGGGCAUUUGGGAGAUCGCAAUUACGUAUCAGGGUCGGCACAUUCAGGGUGGUCCCUUCACUUGUGCCGUCUUUGAUGCAUCAGGCGUGUCGGUGCACGGUCUAGAUGGUGCCAUGCCGCUGCGCGCUCAUACCUUUGAGGUAGAUGCUCGUGGCGUGGGCGUAUCGGGCGAGUUGCAUGUGGAUAUCGUGCACGAUAAGCACUCGCUCGUGUGCUCCGUGGAGAAGAUAGUGGACAACAAGUAUCGUGUGACUUUCAUGCCCCGCCAAAAUGGCAAGUACCGGGUCUAUGUCUACUUUAAUGGCUAUGAUGUAAAGGGUUCGCCUUUUAUCAUGCGUGUGGGCAACGGGUCCAAGGGACGUUCUGGAAAAACGCGCAGCAGUCCGCUGCAUGAUAGUAAGCAUCGCGCAGAGAGUCCUUCGAUGCACUUCACCUCAACGACGAAUAUGCGGCACAAUGACUACCGCAACACAUCUUCUCUGUCACGAAGAGAUCUGCACAACACCGCGGAGCGGACGAGCAGCUACUCGCCGCAAUAUUCGCCAAAACUGGAUGCCACAGACUACCAUAGCAGCUCCAGGUACUACAAGCGAGAGAGCGAGGAUAAAUUGUCCGCUGCCUCGCCCCCACCACCGCCGGUUCCGCCGGCCUCGAGCAGCUCGCCCACUAUAAAGUAUAUCAACUCAGCCGAUCUGUACACUGUCACCGGCCGGCGAGACUCUAAGACAUCGAACAGCUCCUCCACGAAAAAUGAUUACUACUACGACAAGGAGAACGAGCUGUACAGCCAAAGGCGCGGCGAUCGCGACCUAAAGCUAACACCGUCGCGUCAGGAUCGGGAGUACAGCUAUGAGCAGAGACAGCAACAACGUCAGCAAACUGUGACCGCGCGCAACACCUCCACUCUGACCGGUUCGCUCAGUCCAAUACCUAGUCCCACACUGAAUACCCGAUCCAGUGAGGUGCGAACACAUAGUCCCCUGACCACCAAGACAUCGAAUCAAUAUGAGAGCUCUACGCGCAACAUUAACAGCAGUCCGCGACACGCCUCGGUAUCGCCCGUGCAACGUUAUUCCCCGAACAACGCCUAUAUAACCACAGCAACCCAUCGAAUGGGCAGUCCCGUCACCAACACCCUGACCAAAAACGGACUCUCGCGCUCCGACUACGAAACAACACGCACUGUGGAGAAAUCGUCGACCUACAAGUCCACUUCCAACUACGUCACUGACUCUAAUGUGCGCGCCAGUCCCUCUCUUUAUGGCACCGCCGAGCGUCUGCGGCGCAAUGGUUCCCCGGAGCCACGCAUUGAUCACUCUUCGAAUGUGCGGGUCUCGUCCAUCAAGCCGACAUCGGCGCGUCGCGACAGCUGGGACGUUAUUAACAAGACGAAGCACAUGCUUUCGCAUAACUCCCUUGAGUCGCUGGCCAACAUGACCGAAAGGCAAUUGAACACGGAGCUCAACUAUAGCCGACCCGAUAUCGACAACGAGACUCAACGCAACACGCAGUACAACAAAUUUGCACUGCAGCAGCAGCAGAAACAGAAUGCGGAUUAUCGACGAGACUCGCCGGAUGAAGUGGAUCGUUACAAACCCAGUGCCAUCACUGUUAAGUCACACUCGAACAAUACGUACACGGACAAGUCUGGCGGAUAUACGAAAACUGUAAAGGAAUCAAGCGAGCAUGUGGUUACGGAACGGAAUGGACAUAGUCCCGGCUUUGGAUAUAGUUCGCUCUCCCGAUUUCGUCCCAUAGACAAUAAUGCGACGGGUGCUAGAGCCAUACGUGUGCAGGAUAUUCCAAAUGGCUCGAUCGGACGACCUGUGGAAUUUGAAAUCGAUGGGUCAAAAGCUGGUUCUGGCAAUCUGGAAAUAUUGGUGAAUGGUGGUCGUGUCACAUCGUCCGUACGCUCCCUAGGUGGUCAAAGAUUUAUAGCGAGUUUUACGCCCCACGAACAUGGCACGCAUACGGUGCAGAUCACAUUCAAUGGAGAAACUGUGCCAGGUUCACCGUGGCACGCUGAAAUCAUGUCGUCACCCGGCCUAACCGCGCUCGGCGAAUCGACACGCCUUGUACCCGCCAAUACGCCGGCGGUUUUUGAGAUACUGCCGCCUCCUGGACAAAGCCUGAGCAAAGGCGAGUGCGUGGCAACAGUUUUGACCCCAAACAAGUCGAAGCUGAAUGCCAGAGUCACCCAUGAGGCGGCAAAUGGUGCUGCACGCAUUGAGUUCGUUCCCACGGAAGUGGGCACGCACAUCAUUGAUGCGUCCAUAAAUGGCACGAAGAUUGCUGGCGGCCCUUUGAUAGCAAAGGUCUACGACGCCAGCCUGAUACAGGUGACCGAGGUGAAUGGCGGAGUUGUCGGUCAACCGUGCCAAUUUCGAGUGGAUGCUAGUGCGGCUGGCGAGGGGCAGCUGGAGAUAUCGAUAAACGAGGGAGAGGUGCCCAAUCACGUGCAAGUGGUAGGCGGCGGACGCUGUUUGGUUUCCUUCACACCCGAACAGGCCAAGUCGCAUCUGAUAGAUAUCAAGUUUAAUGGCGAGACGGUGCGCGGCUGCCCCUUCGUCUGUGCUGUGGCCGACACAUCGCGCGUUAUGCUGAAUCUGACAAAUCUGGAGCUGAUACCGGUGAAUCGCCCCUCGUCCUUCCACAUAAGUGUUAGUGGCGGUGGCGCCGCCGAACUGGCCGUAAGCGUACGUGGCCCACAUGGAGAGCUGCCCGUACGCGUCACUGGAGACAUACACGCGGGCUUUACGGCUGAGUUCACGCCCACCAAUGUGGGUGGCCAUUCCAUCAACGUGGAGUAUAACGGCUUCCCGGUACAAGGCACGCCGUUUUUGGCCAAGUCCUACGAUGCUACGAAGGUGGUUGUUGGCAGCGUUUCGCGCGGCACAAUGGGUCGUCCCGUCCAGUUUACAGUGGAUGCGGGCGACGCCGGUGAAGGCAAUCUUGAGAUAACGAUUUCGGCCAAGGGUCAGAAUAUACCAACGCAGGUGCAUCCGCAGGGCAGUGCAAGGUUUUCCGUUUCUUUUGUGCCGACGGAGUCGUGCGAGCACACCAUCAACGUAUCCUUCAACAAAAUGCCCGUACCCGGUUGCCCGAUUACGGUCAGCAUCAGUGGUGGCGUGGCGGGGCCUCAGGUGUCGCUCGGCGGCCCUGGCCCAGUACAUCAGACCAACUCUUUUGUUAUCAAUCACACAGGCGGCCGCUUGGAAGAUAUUGAGGUCAAUGUUGAAGGACCCGCCGGCCAGUCAGUGCCAGCCCAAGUCCACCAGUCAGCGGAAGGCGUUUUCAAAGCCGAGUUCGUGCCGCGCGUCGUUGGCGAACAUCGCGUCAAUGUCACGGUCAAUGGUUUGGCCACGGCCGGCAGUCCAUAUGCGGCCAAGGUCUACGAUGUUGGUGCCAUUAAAGUAAAAAAUGUGAGCAGCGGCACUGUGGGCAAGCCGGUCACCUUCCUGGUCGAGACUUCUCAGGCAGGUCCCGGCAAUCUUGAGGUAACCGUCAAUGGUGGCCGCGUGCCCACCUCGGCACAAGCACAGGGACAACAUACCUACGCCAUCAGCUUCACGCCACGGGAGGCAGAGAGUCACACGGUCGAGCUGCGAUUCAACAGCCAGGAUGUGCCCGGUUCCCCCUUCACGUGUCGUGUGGCGGCAGCAGCCCGCAUUCAGUCACCGGAAACAAUGGACAAGGUCAGCGUAGGCAGACUGUUUGAGUUUGUUGUUGAGUCGGACACAAAGCCCACGGUCGAGGUGCUCGGCCCAGCCAGACGAAGUGUGCCCGUCAAAAUCGAUCCGUUGCCCACCGGGAUGAGCUACAAUGUAAAAUUCGAGCCUGUCGAAGUGGGCGAUCAUUCCGUCGAGGUGCGACUGCCGAGCGGCGGCCACGUUGAAGGUAGUCCUUUCCUAUUGAAGGCUUACUCAGCGGAGAAGGUCAUAGUCACGGACAUCCGACCGGGUGUGGUGAACAAAAGCGUUAGCUUUGGCAUCAAUGCAUCCCAGGCUGGCGCCGGUAAUCUAGAGAUUAUCGUCGCCGUCAAUGGCAAGAAUGUGCCCAACUUUGUCCAGUCCGAGGGCAAUGCUCGCUUCAAAGUCAACUUCAAGCCCACAGAAGCAGCCUCGCACUCGCUAUCGGUGCGCUUCAAUGGCCAUCCGGUACCAGGAUCCCCUUUCAGUUGCCACAUUGCAGCCGCAUCCGUUAAUCUGCCACGAGCUAUGGCCCUAGGAGAGGCACUGAAGCAGGCCGCAGUUAAGGUGGACAACACAUUCGAGUUGGAGGGCUUUGAGGGUGUGGAACCGCAAAUAUUUGUAACAUCGCCUUCCGGCGACAACGAACACUGUCAACUGAGUCAGCAUGAUGCUGGCAGCUAUAGCGCCUCCUUCAGACCCACAACGGUGGGACGUCAUCUGAUCAGCAUUACUGCCAAUGAUCAGCACAUUAAUGGAUCGCCUUUUUCUUGUAACGUCUUCGAUGUGUCACGCGUUAGUAUCAGUGGCUUGGACCAGCAGUACGGUCCGGCCAUUUUGGGAAUGCCUGUGACAUUUAGUGUGGAUGCGGCUGGCGCCGGGGAAGGCACGCUAGAACUGGUAGUCUCGACAGACACAAGCACAGUGAAGGCAGAAGUGGUAGCCUGUGCCCGUGGCCUCUACGAUGUCACUUUUGUGCCCCAGACCACAGAGCCGCAUUAUGUCAAUAUAACCUUCAACGAGGUGUCCGUCGACGGCAGUCCGUUCCGCGUAGAUAUACAGCAGAACACCCAACACAUCCAGAUCGGUAGCUUGGCGGCAAUCGACUUUCCCUCGGAUGAUCAGAUUGUGGAGAUCAUGGGACCAGAUCAAAAGUCCGUGCCUUACACCAUCAACCGGCAGACUGCAGAGUUCCGCAUGCAUAUGACCGGUAACUACACAGUACGUUUCAUUGAUCGCGAAACGCGUCAACAUAUUGGCUCCCGUACCCUCGCCGUUUUCGACCCCACGCUCGUUAAGAUCACCGAAGUCGGUGAGGCUUUAUGCCAUCGACCUGCCACCAUUGCAGUAUCACUUAACGAAGCUGGACAAGGAGAUUUGGCGGCUUUGGUACGCUGUGGAGCCACCGAAGUGCCACACACCAUUCGCGGUCCUAGCAAAACCGGCAUCUACGAGAUCAUUUACCAACCAACCCGUGUCGCGCCGCACAAGAUCACCAUCCUGUUCAACGAUGUACCCAUAUCGCUUAAGCCGCUCGAGAUUAAUGUUCACCCAGCCAGUGCCGGCAAGGAGAUAAGCGUCAGCGGAUUAGGGCUGUACCAGGCCCGAGUGGGGAAAACCACUUCGUUCGCUAUAGACACUGUGAAGCGACCGGCUCGAGAGUUUGACGUUGUGGUCUCGGGUCCAGGUGGCCAGGCACUGCCAGUGCGCUGUUAUCAAACUAAGAAUGGUACCUUACAAGCUGAGUUUACCAUAAACAAGCCGGGUCAAUGUAUAAUAGAGGUACUCCAUCAGUCGAAGCCACUACCUGGCAGUCCGUUCAUCUGUGAAGCCUUCGACAGCAGCAAGGUUAGUGUUCAUGGUGUAAGUAAAGCACCACUGGCCUUGCACAGUACGAACUGCUUUACUGUACGCACAGAUAACGCCGGCAUAGCAGAGCUAGAUGCCUUCGCCAUUUCACCGACAAACCAAAAUGUGCCUGUGCUAAUUAGCGAACAGUCGGAGGGCAUAUACAACGUUGAGUUUGUGCCCUCACAGCCGGGCAAUUACAAGUUGACGCUAAUGUACGGCGGCGAAACAAUUUCGAGCUCCCCGCUCACCUUCACAGCCUCCUCAAGUGGUAUGCGUAAUGACGCACGAGCAUCUGGCUGUGGGCUGGAAGUCUGCCAUCGCAACAAGGAGGCCUCCUUUGUGGUUUACUGUCCAGUUGCACCAAAUGUGCAAAUUGAACGACUUGAUGAGUUCGGCGAGCGCAUCGAACCUAAAAUUAAGGCUUUGGGCAACAACGAAUGGCGCAUUUCAUAUGUCAUCUUGUCGGUGGGCAGAUACGAGAUACGCGCUAGCUGUCCUAAUCGAGGCAGCUUGCCUGGUUCGCCAUGGCAUGUUUCGUGUGUGGAGUCGACAAAGGUGGUGCCUGUGGGCGGCUGGGGCACUCUGGUGGAUCACGAUGGUCGCCUCAUUUUGCCGGCGCGAAUUAUGUUUGAUGUGGAGAACGCUGGGCCGGGAAAACUUGUUUGCAGCAUUGACGGAAUCGAGAUCCCCGUGGAGACGCUGCCAGACAACAAAAUGUGCCUUAACAUUAGCGGCGAGAACUUGGCAGCCGGCGAGCACGAUCUGGACCUAAGCUGGAGUGGCCUCACCAUAACACAAUGCCCGCGUAGCGCCUUUGUCACAGGACAACUAGCUGCCGACAAGGUUGUGCUCAUGGGUCGUGGGCUGGCCGCUGCUCAGGCCGGCGAAGCAGCACACUUCACAAUUGAUGCAUCGAAUGCCCCUGCCGGCCGUCCGGAAGUCAUUCUUAUACACCAGGAUAGCACAGCAUUGCCCGUGAGCCUUGCACAGCCUCGGCCUAGCGAAAAUAUUUGGCUAGCCUCUUACACGCCACAAAAGUCCACGACAGGAACUCUGACACUUUCGGUGAAGUGGAACGGUCGCCUGGUGAAGGGCUGUCCCUUAACUGUGGCCGUGGGCUCAUCUAUGGACGCAUCAAAGGUGAUUUGCUCGGGCGAGGGUCUGCGCCAUGGCAUUGUGGGCAAGGACAUCAAAUCGUGGAUAGACACGCGGCGUGCCGGUCCAGGAGAACUAACCGCGCACUGUGCCGGCGUACGAAAAGUGGCUUACUGCGAGCUCUACGAUCAUGGCGAUGCCACCUUCACACUAAACAUAAAGCCUCAAGAACCGGGUCGGCAUUUGCUAACCAUUAAGUAUGGCGGUCAGAACGUGCCAGGCUCUCCCUUUGCGCUCAAAGUGGCGGGUGCGCCAGAUGCCAGCAAGGUGCGUGUUUACGGCCCUGGCAUUGAGCAUGGCGUGCUGGCAACUUUUCAGUCGCGCUUUAUCUGCGAUACACGCGGCGCAGGAGCUGGACAGCUGACGGUUCGAGUGCGCGGACCCAAAGGUGCCUUUCGGGUGGAGAUGCAACGGGAGAGCCAGAAAGAUCGUACAAUUCUUUGCAAGUAUGAUCCAACAGAACCUGGGGACUAUCGCGUCGAAGUCAAGUGGGCUGGGGAAUUCGUACCCGGUUCGCCGUUCCCCGUUAUGAUCUUCGACACUGAGGAGGAGUUACGAAGGUAUUUGCAGGGCAUAUGAGACCAGACCAACCAUCACAUCAUUAUACUACCAGGUGGCGUACAAGGCCCACUAAGAGGCCGACAACAUCGCGCACCUCCGCGCCGGGCAGUCUGUACGCCUCUUUAACAAACAAAUCCGGGCAAUGUUUGCCGCCGAAUCAGAAGUUAAACGAUAUAAUGCAAUAUUUACUAACAACGAAAAAUUAAUGGUAAGCCCGCUGACGUACAGCAACUACUUUAUACAAAAAGUGAGUGAUGUUUGUUUUAUUUUUACGAAAAUUUUGAAUAAACUUGUCCAUUAUCUAAAA
Scaptodrosophila lebanonensis is the source of this 9319-nucleotide messenger RNA. It is a transcript of the gene jbug, whose product is annotated as filamin-C. The transcript is spliced from 18 exons. The record is from RefSeq and is a predicted model, not a curated record. Lineage: Eukaryota; Metazoa; Arthropoda; Insecta; Diptera; Drosophilidae. Gene Ontology annotation, biological process: actin cytoskeleton organization. Bases 160 to 9030 code for a protein of 2956 amino acids. Gene Ontology annotation, molecular function: actin filament binding.